This is a messenger RNA of Tuber aestivum (summer truffle), 5968 nucleotides long. NCBI's taxonomy places the organism in Eukaryota, Fungi, Ascomycota, Pezizomycetes, Pezizales, Tuberaceae. The record is from the annotation of a GenBank genome assembly.
AGCAAAAAACGCGUCUCCCAGAGUCCGGACGCGUCUGACGCUUUGUUCGACAUUUCACACAACCUUAGGAUGGUUGAUUCUCACCGGCACCCCACCACUCCACCCUCUACGGUCAACAGCAUCUCCAUUUAUCGACGGCAGUGGCCCUUUGCCGUCUCAUCAUGGCUUUUCGUAUACGUUUGAAUAAUAUUGAUUCUUAUCAAGCCUACCCAACCACUCUCGACCCUUCAUUCCCUCAUAUCCCUGAUGAUGAACGUCCACCGAAGAUUCCGAUAGUCCGGGUCUUUGGUGCCACUGAGACUGGUCAGAAAGUGUGUGCGCAUAUCCAUGGGGCUUUCCCAUAUCUCUAUGUUGAAUAUCCCGGGAAAAGUUUGAUGCCGGAAGACGGUAAGGAUUUAUAUUGCGACCAACCUAGCUGCCGAAGGGCUUGUUUAAACUAACCUUGCUAUCCUAGUCCACAACUUCCUUACUCGUUUUCGGCGGGGCGUAGAUCGGGCCAUGGGGCUAUCUGCUGGGCGCUCCAUUCGGUCACAAGAGAGGCCUCCUCGCUUUGUCGCUCAUAUAUCAUUGGUCAAGGGUGUCCCGUUCUACGGCUUUCAUGUUGGGUGGAGGUUUUAUUGCAAGAUAUACCUGUUCAACCCGCAUAUGAGGGGCCGGCUUGCAAGAAUUUUGCAGAGUGGAGGUGUUUUGAGUAGGGUUUUCCAGCCACAUGAGGCUCACAUCCAGUACAUACCACAGUUUAUGAUUGAUUUCAAUCUAAAUGGAUGUGGGUUCAUCGAGUGCGACAAGGUCCUCUUUAGAGGUGAUAUACCAGAUGCAGAUGAGAUAGGGGAGCAGCAUCUCUGGCACAACAAGUCAAUACCAGGGGCAUCUAUCCUGCCCGAGAGUCAGUUUCAGCGGCAAUCUUAUUGCAAUUUGGAGGUCGAUAUUCAUGUUCGGGAUAUAUUCAAUAGGAAGCAAGUCUCAGCGCGGCCACUUCACUACGACUUUGUCGAACGCACAAAUCCUAUGUCGCCUGACGUAAAACUUGUUCAUAGCAUGGCAGAGCUAUGGAAAGAUGAGAACCGACGGAGGGGUAAAGGUGGUAAGCCUGCAGAGGGUCUGGUGUCUUCAUCUUCUGAUCAGCGGGCGCCUCCUGGUGCUUGGAUUCACGAGGAAGAGUAUCGAGAGAGGAUAAAAGACCUAAUCAAGACUGAGAGGCAGGCUAGUGACGGCCGCACCGUCAGAUUUGAAACUUAUGUAUCUCGUACACAAUUCGAAAACCUUUGGCCAACCGCCUUCGAGAGUGUGGCGGAAUCAUUUGGGGGAGGAGGCCUUCCUCCGGACAAGAAGGUCGAGCUUGAAGUAGAAGCUGAAAUCGCUGAAGUCGACGAGAGUCUGCUUUACAAUAUCGGUGAGGGAGAGUUCAGCGAUAGUGAUUUCGAGGGCCUCUUUGAUGUAAUAGAUGAUUCAGAGGUCGGGAAGAAUGCUCAAGCUAAAGCUGAGAAGAGUCACAAACCAGCAGAAAAUGGGUUGGUAGGAGAACAGCAGGGACACGGGCUAAAGAUAUCAUCGUCACCGCCAAUGCGGGAAACCUCAAAUGGGGAGGGUCGGGUUGAAAAGUGCUUGCCUAGCAACAGUCCGCGAUUAACUGUCACGGAUGGUUCAUAUAAGAGACUAGUUGAGGAAUUCAUGGAAGAGGAAGACGAUAUAGUCAUUACUGAUAGCAGGGUCUGGUUUCCGACGGGUGCUGUUGAUCCAGAUGUACCUACCUCAUAUCAAGUUCCCUCAAAGCGAAUGAAGAUGGAGUUUACUUCCUCGAAUGUUGAGAGUCAAAUCCCGCGGACUUCUGAUCGCUCUGACGUCCUUGAAAAAACCUGUUCGACUCCUGACUCAGUUGGGAAGGGUGUAUCUAAUGCGAAAUCUUCUAUACUCUUCAGCGGCCACGCUUCUUCCGCAGAGCCUGGGGGCCGCUUCAUGGACUCCGGAUCUGAAAACUCGAAAACUGGAGUUUCGGAACCAGAACCUUCGCAAACUAGCCGCAAAAGAGCCCACACUCCUUCCAGUAGUGCUAAUGACACGCCUAGGCCAAGGAAGAUUAGUCGUCGAAGUAAAGUGGCCGUCGAUUUAUCUGAUCUUCGUAAGUACAAUUGAAAUUCUCAUCUCGUCACGGCCUAUUGUGCUAAAUUAUCGCCAGCUACCCGACUAGACCCAGUCACUUCGCUGUGCAAUGCCUUUGACAUCCCUUCGAGCGGUUCAAUAAGGUGUUACAGUCAACGUGCUCCAUCUUCGUCCGAACUCUUAACCCCUGAAGACAAGGAAGAAAUCACUAGGGUAACCUACCAAGAGCCAUAUUACAGCGAUGAGAAAGACGUCCCGGCGAAGCCCUGGGAAUAUGCGGGGCGUGAAUUCAAGUUCAGAUCAAGCAAGCUGUCGGAUCUUCCUAUCUUCAACCCCAAUAACGAAAAUAGAAUUAUCUGGGAAUACAACAGACUAAAUCAGCGGGAUCCUAGAUUCAAAGUGUGGAAUAUAGCAGAGGUGCCGCCGAGUAGGAAGGAGGCGGUGAAGUUACUGGAAGAGGGGAGGUCAGCGAAGGAGGUGAAGGGUAUGAGACAGAAUGUCGCAUAUGAGUGCAACAGCUUUUUGGCGUCUCAGGUUUGUGCGCAACUUGCUCGUGUUCUUGAGAGGACGAUGCUGAGAGGCUUUCGUUUUGGUGUCAAUUAUAGAUUCAGGGGCCCACACAGAAGAAUAAAUAUGGUUUUAAGUUUUCACAGAAUGCAAAGUCGGAUAGUGUGCAGCACGAGUUACAGCAUAUGAGUAUUAUGAGUUUAGAGCUUCAUAGUGGGUGCUUUGGUAUCCACAAUCCAAAGAGUCAGGUCUAAUACUUGCGGUAUAGCGAACACUGUGGAGGACUUUGUUCCAAACGCGGAGCGGGACCAGAUCGAGUGUAUCUUCUGGUCUUUCAAGGAAAUGGAAGAGGGUGAGGAUGGUGAGGUUAAGGAAGUGUCCGUAUCGCCAUCUAGUCUUUUUAUCCCCAGUAUUUGUACAGCCACUAAUCUGCUUAGUACUCGUAUCGGAAUUAUUACCUUAGUAGAUGAACGUAAUGAUGAUUCCGACCCUGGCCUGAAAUUUCGCCGCCAGUGCAGAGCCGACGUUCGAACCGAGUCUUCAGAGCUUGGCAUGAUAAAUACACUAAUCGAUACUGUGCGGGCCCUCGACCCGGAUAUUCUCACAGGAUGGGAGGUCAACUCCAGCUCCUGGGGCCACCUUAUCAAGCGCGCCAGGCACCUCUUCGGUAUGUCCCGACAUUAGCUCCCCGAAAUAGAAAUGGUUCUGAAUCAAGUCAGACAUGAACCUCUGUGACGACCUCUCCCGAGUUAAGACAGAAACUCAUAGUAGAUUUGGCAAAGAAUCCAAUCUCUGGGGGUUUAAUACCGGCUCUGCCAUCAAGAUUACCGGAAGACACAUGGUAAACAUAUGGCGAGCUAUGACCGCGGAACUUAACCUCCUGGGCUAUUCCAUGGAAAAUGUUGUAUUUCACUUAUUACACCAGAGGUCAGUGAUAUCCUGUGAAGCUGACGCUGCAUCUCAUGGCAGCUAAUAAAAUAGUAGGAUUCCCCACUAUUCAUUCAAAGUCUUGACUGGGUGGUAUACCAGUGGGUCGCUGCUAUUGUUUGGGAAGGCCAUUAAGCAUUUAUUGAGGAAGGUACAGUUAGAUUUAGAGAUUUUAGAUCGGCAGGAGCUUAUUACGCGGACGAGGUGAGUUACGGGAUGGGAUGGAUCAUUUAUUGGGUUGUGGCAGGUAGCUGACCCGCAACUAGUGAGCAAGCGCGCCUUCUGGGAAUCGACUUUGCGUCUGUCUCUGGGCGCGGUUCGCAGUUUAAGGUUGAAUCUAUGAUGUUCCGAAUAGCGAAACCGGAGUCGUUCAUACUGGUUUCGCCGAGCAAGGCACAAGUAAUCAUGUCCGGGCAUUUGAAACUAUAAAGUAUACUGAGGCGGUUUUUAGGUUGGGCAGCAAAAUGCACUUGAAUGCCUGCCUCUGGUUAUGGAGCCUUUCUCAAGGUUCUAUACCAGCCCAGUAGUUGUUUUGGAUUUCCAAUCUUUAUAUCCGUCCGUGAUGAUUGCACACAACUAUUGCUACUCCACAUUCCUGGGUAGAAUGACGCCGUGGCGUAGCGAGAAUAAGAUGGGCUUCACACACCUCCAUCGCCCUCCCCGGCUUCUGGAACUCUGUGAGAAGGAUAUCAAUAGCAAGACUUUCCUCCCCUCCCCUCUCUAGCUCUAUUUUAACAUUUAACGAUGUACUAGUCGCACCGAACGGAAUGAUGUACAUCAAACAAACUAUCCGCAAAUCCCUCCUGGCAAAAAUGUUGACGGAAAUCCUCGACACGCGCGUUAUGGUGAAGAACGGCAUGAAGCGUGACAAGCACGACAAAGCCCUCCAAAAGCUACUGAACAGCCGCCAACUCGCGCUGAAGCUCAUCGCGAAUGUUACGUACGGGUACACCUCGGCCUCCCACUCUGGACGCAUGCCAUGCACAGAGAUCGCUGACAGCAUCGUCCAAACGGGGCGCGAGAUCUUGGAAAAAGCCAUCCGUCUAAUCCAAGAAGACCCAAAUUGGGACGCGGAAGUAGUCUACGGCGACACGGACAGUCUCUUCAUCCACCUGGAAGGCCGAACGAAGGAGGAAGCCUUCCGCAUUGGUGAAGAAAUCGCUGCGAGGGUGACGGAGGCGAACCCUCAGCCCAUCAAGCUAAAGUUUGAAAAGGUCUACCUCCCAUGCGUUCUGUUGGCCAAGAAGCGCUAUGUAGGGUUUAAGUACGAAUACCGCGAACAAGCGGAGCCCAACUUCGACGCAAAGGGAAUUGAAACAGUCAGGAGGGAUGGGACGCCCGCCGAGCAGAUGAUCGAAGAGGCUGCACUCAAGAUUUUGUUCAGAACAAAGGAUUUGUCACAGGUUAAGGCUUAUUGUCAAAGGGAGUGGACGAAGAUUAUGAGGGAGAAGGUGUCCAUUCAGCAUUUUUGCUUCGCGAAGGCUGUCAGGCUGGGGACUUAUGCGUACGUUCACCCAUAUAAAAUACUAACAAAAUCCGGAAAUCUAACAAUCGCAAACAGCGAAGGAGCAUCACUCCCCCCCGGCGCACAACUCGCCGCCAAGCGAAUGGAAAAAGAUGCCGAAAACGCUCCUCAAUACGCUGAACGUAUACCGUGAGCCCCCCCUCCCCUCUCACCCCCCUCUUCCCCGAUUCUAAAGUUAACACGCCAAAAAGCUACGUAGUAAUAGCCGGCUCCCCCGGCCAAACCCUAGCAGACCGCACAAUCGAAGUCAACGACCUCCUAGCAUCCCCGGAACUGAGGCUAGACUCAGAGUACUACAUCUGCAAAAACAUAAUUCCACCACUGGAGCGCAUCUUCAACCUUGUUGGGGCAAACGUGAGGCAAUGGUAUGACGAGAUGCCAAAGUACAAGCACUUGCGAAAGUUGAUAAAAUCCAACGACCCCACUGCCACUGCCGGGGGCGCCGGCGGCGGUGCGCAGAAGGAGAAGUCCAGAGCGAUAAUAGAAUCAUACAUGACCAAGUCCUCGAACAUUUGCGCUGUAUGCGGUUGUAAGGCUGCUAGGACCAAGAACAGUUCGUGCUCACCUCCUUCUACCUUCCUAUUGUUAACCGGAUUUAACUUAACUUAAUCUAAUUUGGUUAUUCUUUCUCUAUAAAAAAAAGCUAUAUGCAAAGACUGCACCCAAAACCGCGAUGCCUCCAUCAUUCACGUGCGCACAAAACUCGCGCGCGCUGAGAAGCGGGUGCUGGACUUGCAGGCUGUGUGUAGGUCGUGCGAGGGUAGCUCUCCGGGAGAGGAGGUAGCAUGCAUGUCGCAGGACUGUGCGGUCUAUUAUUCGCGCAGGAGGCAGGGUGCUGCGUUCACUUGGGAGAGGGAGAAUGUUGGGGGUGUGUUGGGUGCAUUGGAAGGGGCGGGGGAGUUGGAGUGG